Molecule: messenger RNA, 2217 nt
Organism: Neopsephotus bourkii (Bourke's parrot)
Lineage: Eukaryota; Metazoa; Chordata; Aves; Psittaciformes; Psittacidae
Gene: MAVS
Product: mitochondrial antiviral signaling protein
Exons: 6
Coding region: 186-2027 (613 amino acids)
Source: RefSeq, a predicted model, not a curated record
AGAGUUUCCUCUUUUGUGUGUUUUCCACCCUGGAUUUCCCCCUGCGCCGGUUGCCACCACAGGGAGGCUGAGCGCUGUGGGACCAGGCUCCAUGGAAAAGCCUGAGUUCCUAUGGAAAAGCUGAGCAUUGCCAGCAGCCCUCCACUCCAGUUAAGUGUCUCUCUCUCAGCAGGUGCUGAGCCAGAAUGGGCUUUGCUGAAGAGAAAGUGUACGAAUACAUUAUGAGAAACCUCAGGAAUUUCAGGAACAUCCGUGUGGCGUCGCUGGCCGAUUCCCUGAGCUGCCUCACUGAUGCUGACAGAGAUGAGCUCCAUGCCCGGGAGGAAGCACGAGGCAGCCAGGCCACUGUCUACAAGUUCUAUCAGCACCUGAAGUGCCGGCAGGGCUGGGUGAGGGACCUCAUCGAGGCACUGCGCCAGAACAAUGCCGGGGACCUGGCCGAUGAGCUGCAGCACGUGUACGACUCCUGCCAACGCUGUCCCCCAGCUCCCACCACUGCCUCCUCCCCUCCUGCAGCCAGCAAUGCCCAUCCCACUGUCACCUCCACCGCAGUCCAGACACUGUCCCCAGCUCCUGACCCUGCUCCAUGUGCCCCGCUGGCUGAGCAGCCACACCAAGACCUGCCCAGUGCUGCCACCACCACAAGCAUGGACCUGGAUGCCAGAACCCCAGUGCAGGAAUCGCUCCCCAAAAUCCUGCAGCAAGAGACACCCCAGCUGCCCCCACCUAGGAGCACAGUCCAUGAUGGAGUGAGCACUGGGCAUGGCACUGACGGGUAUCGCUGUGACCCCACUGAGGUCAUGCAGGCACCAGUGCGGACCCCUGGGACAGGCAGCUUGUCCGUGGCAUCAGCUGUGCCCAGCGAGUGUGGCCGGGACUGGCUGAGCCGCCCGCAGCACCCGGUGUGUGUGGACAACGGAUGCUUUGGGAAUGCCAACCACCUGCAUCGUGGUACACCAGGCUUGGGCCUGGGCAGGUCUCAUCCACCACGGGAUGCAGAGGGUGCUCACAGCCCCUCGCAGCCCAGGAAUGAGCCCCAGGAGGACUCGUACAUCUCCACUGAGUCACCCCUGAAACUGGAGGAGGCCACUCACAGCAGGGGGACGCAGCCCCUCAACUCCCUGCCCCCAAAAAAGGCUGUGUCUGGCCCAGAGCAUGGUGAGCACCUGGGAAGCUUCGUGGAUGUGCGCAGCCCCCUCCUCAUACAGCAGCAGUUUGAUGCGGAGCAGAAGCUGGUUGGGAUGCUGCGAGAGCACAGAGGCGAUGGAGCAAACACUCAGACCAACUCUAUGCCCAGAGACACUUCCCCAUCCUGUGACAGCUCUGUGAAGCCUGGACGAGAGAAUAAAAUGCCCAUGGGGGUGACAGCCACCAGCACCCCUUCCAUGCCACUGAAGGAGCAUGUGCUCCCGGCCUCUGUGGACCCUCUCCUGGACACAGCUGCUGCAGGAAGCGUAUCUGGGAGGGCACCCCGCCGAGUGAGCUCUGCCACCACCAUCUGGGCAUCCUACAGCAAUGUGGAGGGGGAUGUAGAGCCCAGCAAGCCAGGUGUCCUCCUGUCUGUUGCUGGGGACAGCCCAGAAGCAAGUGGCAGAUGCCUCAGUGGCCCCUGCUCCAGCGUGUCCAGCAGCCUCACCUUCAGGAGUGACCCUCUCUUGAUAAGCACAGAGAGCUCCAGCUCAGGAGAAGCACUGCCCAGAGUCUCGUUAGGAUGCCCAGCACCAGAACCUAGGGAAGAGGCAUCAGCUGAAGCAAGCAGAGACUCUUACCCACUUCCAAGCUGGAGCAGCACCCAUGAGGUCCACGUGGAGCAUCACCCCAGCGCCCAGCUUGACGCUGGCAAUGACCUUCAAGACAGAGCCAAUCCCAUUGGAAAUGUAGGUUUUGACUCUGUGACCAGGUUGUCUCAGGGCAGUGACCACUCAAGUGGCAGCAACUGGCCAUCCCGGUCAUACCUCAUCCCAACUGUGGGCAUCGCUGCGAUUUCAGUGCUGGCAUUCCUGGUGUGCACUCGAUGGCAGAAGUGAGGGUCACUCAGCAGGUCCUCUUCAUGGCAGGGAUUUGGGCAACACAUCUGAAGCCUGAGGAGCAGCAGUGGGGAGAGUAGGGAUGUUGUUAAAUCUAUUUCCGGAAGGUUCUGCUGGAAGAAGCCUUCAUUGGAUGAUACUGUUGGGUUUGGGUCUGUUCCUCCUGUUUCCCAACCAUAUUCUUAUCUGU